This is a messenger RNA of Drosophila montana, 390 nucleotides long. RefSeq lists its product as uncharacterized. Lineage: Eukaryota; Metazoa; Arthropoda; Insecta; Diptera; Drosophilidae. The transcript has a single exon. Bases 1 to 390 code for a protein of 129 amino acids. The record is from RefSeq and is a predicted model, not a curated record.
AUGUCUAGACUCGCAGAUGGCAAUGAAAAUCGUUUAACUGGGGCAGGGACUGGAAAGGGUGGCGAUGGUGGACGCGGCGGCGAUAAGGGUGGAGGUGGCGGUGGCGGGGGUAAGGACGGGAAAGAUGGUGGUGGCGGGGGUAAGGAUGGACAAGGAGGAGCUGGCGGUGGUAAGGGUGGUGCAGGUGGAAGCGGGGGCGGAGGUCGUGGUGGCGAUGGAGGCGGCAAAAGCAAGGAGAGCGGUAAUGAAAAUAAAAGCGAACGCGACAAGAAAGACGAUCAAAGACGAGGACAAGAUGGCGAAGAUGGAGCUGGAAGCGGGGGACGAGGCGGGCGUGGUGGUGGUCAGGGUGGAGGUCAGGGUGGCGAAGGUGCAGGCAAAAAGGCGUAG